Chroicocephalus ridibundus (black-headed gull) is the source of this 2359-nucleotide messenger RNA. RefSeq names its product solute carrier family 25 member 39 (gene SLC25A39). The coding region runs from base 484 to 1563 and encodes 359 amino acids. NCBI's taxonomy places the organism in Eukaryota, Metazoa, Chordata, Aves, Charadriiformes, Laridae. Gene Ontology annotation, cellular component: mitochondrion. The record is from RefSeq and is a predicted model, not a curated record. Gene Ontology annotation, biological process: mitochondrial transmembrane transport. The transcript is spliced from 9 exons.
UGGGGCAGGGUGGGGGUCUCCCGCCAGCCCCCCCCGCCCCCUCCUCCUCGGGUCAGCCAGCGAGCAGCACACGUGGGUGUCUCGGUUGGCAGAGCCGGUGGCAGGGAUUUCUCUGCUCCUGAGCGUGGGGCCAUCGCGAGGUGGCACGUUACCGUGGGCCCCUUGUCCUGACAGGCUCCGGGGGCCCCGCUGGGGGAGGCGGGCUGAUGCUUUGCUCCAUCUUCCCCCCUCCGCAGCCCUGUGCCGACGCCGAGCGGGGUCAGCGCCGUGCCCAGCAGCCCCCUGCCCGCCGGGGAGCAGGGCAGAAGGGCUCAGCCCGCUCCGACUGCUCGCUCUUUCCCCCGCUGCCUUUGUGCCUGUCUCCACGCUGCUCCCCACAGCUUCCACAGGGCAGGAGAGACCCCAUGGGUUCUGCCCCCCCGGUCUGUGCCCCUCCCUGUGGGGUCAGCGGGCUGGGGCUGGUCCCAAGGGACUGGUUUGGUGAUGGUUGGGGGCUGCUUGGGAAGUGGCUGCAGGGGCAUCCAGCCCCUUCACCCAUGGAGCUCUCCCACUGCCCGGCUCGGAGCUGCAGCACACGGAUGUGCCCCGGCCCGGGGAAGUGACAUGUGCCCCGUGUCAUCGCUCAGCGUGUCCCCGUUGUGUGUUUCAGCAUUGCCAGCACAGUCUGUGCCCUGGGGUGCUCAGCAGGCCACAUGGAAGUGUUUCCUCUACUGCAACGGGCUCAUGGACCAUCUGUACGUCUGCCAGAACGGCAAUGGCUGCACCGCCUGGUACAAGGCCCCCACCCGCUUCAGCGGCACGCUGGAUGCCUUCGUGAAGAUCACACGCUACGAGGGCAUCAGGUCUCUGUGGAGCGGCUUGCCCCCCACCCUGGUCAUGGCUGUGCCAGCCACCGUCAUUUAUUUCACCACCUACGACCAGCUGCGGGACUACCUGCACGCUCGCACGGGGAGCCAGGGGCACCACAUCCCCUUGCUGGCCGGGGCCCUCGCCAGGCUGGGCGCAGUGACGGUCAUCAGCCCCUUGGAGCUCAUCCGCACCAAGAUGCAGUCCCGGCAGCUCAGCUACCGGGAGCUGGGUGUCUGCAUCCAGUCGGCGGUGGCUCAGGACGGCUGGCUGUCCCUCUGGAGGGGCUGGGGACCCACCGUGCUGCGAGACGUCCCCUUCUCCGCUCUCUACUGGUUUAACUAUGAGCUGGUGAGGGAAUGGCUCUGCAGGCAGGCCCGGCUGGAGGAGGCCACGUUCAUGAUCAGCUUCACAUCCGGGGCCAUCUCCGGGACGGUGGCUGCGGUGCUGACGCUGCCCUUCGACGUGGUGAAGACCCAGCGGCAGAUCGAGCUGGGAGACAGCGAAGCGCACCCAGUCACAACCUCCAAGCCUUCCUCCACAUGGCUGCUCAUGCGGCGCAUCCGCGCUGAGUCUGGCACGCGGGGGCUGUUUGCAGGCUUCCUGCCCCGCGUCAUUAAGGUGGCACCCGCCUGCGCCAUCAUGAUCAGCACCUAUGAAUUUGGCAAGACCUUCUUCCAGAAGCUGAACCAGGAGCGGCGGCUGCCUGGGUUGUGAGCCAGGGCUGGGACAGGGCUGGAUGUGGCUGGCCCCCCGGUGGGGGGGAACGGGGACGCUGCCAACCCCGCUCCCGGUGAGGCGCCCCGGGAGCAGCGAACCGCACUCGGCUCUGCAAAGCCCAAGUGCCUUCGUGCCAUGCUCUGCCUCCCCCCUGCCUGCGCCCGCGGGCAGGGCCAGCCCGGCCCCCUCUCCAUCCCCAGCCAACCUGGGGGACACCUGUGCCUGCUGCUGUGACACUGCGGGGGGGGGGAGGGGGAGUCCCCCACACUCAUCCCUUGAGGCUGGACAGAUGCUGCUGCUGGAUUCACGGAUGCUCUGGCGAGAUGGGGGUGCCCUGGGAGACUCGGCACGGCAGGAGAUGGGAGCCGGGGCUCGGUCAAGGACCAAAUCCUCGGGGGCUUCUCUGUGUGCCUGCCCGGGCCCCCCAGCCCUGCUACAGCUGGGGGUCUGCCCCUUCUUGCCAUCAGUCACGCACAGCCUCCCCUUGCCAGCACUGCGCGGCACGGGGACACGUCAGGACCCUCUCCCUGCCUCCGGACCUCUCCCACUCCGGGUGUCCCUGUCCCCUGGCAGACCCUGGGCUUGGACCCUGUGUGAGGACAGACCUUGCUGCUGCUCUGGGGGGGCCGGCAGGCAUUCUGGUAUCAAACCUCUGCCCCUGCCCCCUCCCUUCACCCCGAGGACCUGCCCCAGCAUUGUACCCACUGUGGGUGCUGCCCCAGCUUGCUCCGGGACUCCAGGGGGGGAAUUUCUCUUAUUUUCUUAAAUAAAAGGAAAUUUUAUUUGUCUCUUA